CAAUCAUGUCUACCACCGACCAAACAAAAUACAAACUCUGCUAUUUCGUCCCUCCAUCUUCUCUCCAAGCCACUAAAACCGCAAUCUUCGCUACAAACCUUGCGGGCCAAUUCAUUCCUGGUCCAGACAGCACUCCUGACAUCGGCACACGAGGCAAACUCGAAGUUCUAGAGGAGGUUAGAGUGGAGAUGCAGGUACUAGGAAGAGAAAAUGUGAAAAAGGUUGUUGAGGUGUUGAAGAAAGCUCAUCCUUACGAAGUUCCUGUGUAUGAGAUUUAUAAGAUGGAGGACUUU
Molecule: messenger RNA, 293 nt
Organism: Aureobasidium musti
Lineage: Eukaryota; Fungi; Ascomycota; Dothideomycetes; Dothideales; Saccotheciaceae
Source: the annotation of a GenBank genome assembly